Messenger RNA from Diabrotica balteata, 1431 nucleotides. The record is from the annotation of a GenBank genome assembly. NCBI's taxonomy places the organism in Eukaryota, Metazoa, Arthropoda, Insecta, Coleoptera, Chrysomelidae.
AUGGCUGAUUUGUGUUUUAUUUGUAACAAGUUAAUAUCAGAAGGUGUCUCUGUAAGUGUUGUGCGUGGCUUACAAACAUUAAAAACUGCAAGUAUUGAAAGAAAUGACGGUCAUAUAAAUGAUUUAAAUACUUUGACUUCUGUGAUGGUGCAUGUUGAGUGUCGAAAAGUGUAUAUAAGUAAACAUUCAAUUGCUGCAUCGAAGCGACGUGCAGAAGAGGAUGAAACUUCAACUGCAGCAAGUCCAUCUCGUAAGAAACGAGAAGAAGUAUUUGAUUUUAAAACAUCUUGCUUGUUUUGUAGUCAAGUAGCUGAUGAAGCCAUAGAAAAAAAGAAAAAAGAAAAAUAUAAACGCACCAUCAGUAAAGUAAGUACUCUUGAUUUUAAAGAUAACGUUUUGAAGAAAGCAGAAGAAAGAGUUGUAUCUGGAUUCAGCAAUAUUCAAGUUCAAUAUCUACAUGAUGAACUCGUACAAACUCAACAACAAUUAAAUACAAUAGAUUUUUUGUGGUUGUAUGAAAAAAGGAACAAUGUCUCACCGAUACCAGGAUGGAAUGGAUAUCUUGAACUCACAAAAAAUAAUAAGAAUUUUUCAACUUCUCGGAUUUUGUUCCUUCCAUUUAUUGAUCAUCCUCCAAGUAAAUUAACUACACUUUUUACCACAUUGCAGUCCGCUUUAAAUAUUGCCAAGACAGAUAAACAAAAAACGUGUGUGAUAACGUUCGAUCAACCCUUGUACUCCAAAGCACGUGAAAUGGUUGCUGCGGCAGAUACAAGCUCAAACUUAUCCAAAAUAGUUAUGAAAUUAGGAGGCUUUCAUAUGCUUAUGUCAUUUCUUGGAUGCAUAGGAUACGUAAUGGACGGAAGUGGACUCAAAGCAGUUUUAAGUACAAUAUAUGCUCCAAAUUCUGUUGAAAAAAUGUUAAGUGGUCACGCUUAUUUAAGAAGUAUCAGAGGUCAUACGCUGUUACGACGUGCAUUAUCAACAAUCAUUUUUCAAGACAUGAAGAUUGAAAGCUGUGUUUUAGAUGAGUUAGUUGAACAGAUAACUAGACACCAUGUUUCCUAUGAAUAUGUUGAAGGGUGUGUUAAUUAUUCAAGUAUAAUUGCUCAAUCUCGUAAUAAAUUAAUUGAAUUAAAAGCUGCAGGUCCCACAGCUCAGUUAUGGGUACAGUAUUUCGAAAUGGUUUUAAUAGCUUUGGACUUUGUUCGUGCUGAAAGGCUAGGACAUUUUAAAGAACAUCUUGAUGCAGUGCGAAAAAUGCUUCCAUAUUUUCACUCAAGUGGUCGUUUUCAAUAUGCGAAAUCAGCCCAUUUAUAUCUCCAAGAUAUGAUAAAAUUAGAAGAAACAAUGGAUGAACAGACUUUUGAGAAUUUUAAGAACGGAUUCUUUACGGUUAAACAAACAGAAAAAUUUAACUCUGGUACAUAG